Messenger RNA from Triticum urartu, 1155 nucleotides. Its product is annotated as putative xyloglucan endotransglucosylase/hydrolase protein 1. Gene Ontology annotation, molecular function: hydrolase activity, hydrolyzing O-glycosyl compounds; xyloglucan:xyloglucosyl transferase activity. NCBI's taxonomy places the organism in Eukaryota, Viridiplantae, Streptophyta, Magnoliopsida, Poales, Poaceae. Gene Ontology annotation, cellular component: cell wall; apoplast. The record is from RefSeq and is a predicted model, not a curated record. Gene Ontology annotation, biological process: xyloglucan metabolic process; cell wall biogenesis.
AUGGCUUCCAGCGUGCGGCAGCCAUGGCACCUCCUCCUGAUCGUCCUCCUCCCGUCCUUGGCCAUGGCGACGGUGUUCGACAACAACUACGUGCCCUCGUGGGGCGCAGACGGCUACCACCUCGUCGACCAGGGCACGGAGCCCCGUCUCACCAUGGACAGAACCUCCGGCGCAGGGUUCCGCUCCAGGUCGACGUACGGGUCGGGGUUCUUCCGCAUGAGGAUCAAGGUGCCCGGAGGGUACACGGCCGGAGUCGUCACAGCCUUCUAUCUGGCGUCGGAAGCACCUUAUGAUGGCAGUGACCGCGACGAGGUGGACUUCGAGUUCCUGGGCAACGUGGACGGCGAGAACAUCACCCUCCAGACCAACGUCUUCGUCAACGGCGACGGCGACAGGGAGCAGAGGCUCAACCUGUGGUUCGACCCGGCAGCCGACUUCCACGAGUACAAGAUACUCUGGAACCCUUACCAGCUCGUGAUAUUGGUGGACGAUGUGCCGAUACGGGUGCUGAGGAACCUGACGGGGCAGGUGCCGGAGUACGAGUUCCCGGCGAAGCAGAUGGGCGUGCGGGCGAGCCUGUGGGACGGCUCCGACUGGGCGACGGACGGCGGCAGGAUCAAGAUCGACUGGGGCCGCGCGCCCUUCACCGCGGGGUUCCGGGGCUUCGACGUCGACGCCUGCGCUAACACCAGCUCGACGCCGUGCGACUCGACGGACCUGUGGUGGAACGCCCGCAGGCACAGGCGGCUGUCCGUCCGGGAGCAGGCGGCCUACGAGCACGUCCGGAGGACGUACAUGAACUACGACUACUGCGCCGACAAGGAUCGGUUCCAGAAUGGCAAGGUGCCGGUUGAGUGCAGCUACACUACAUAGCCUGGUACUAGCUUCGUUGGAUAAGAUCGAUUUCUAGUUAAGAUGGUUAUGCAUGAUUAAAGGAGGCCCUCAGCCAAUAUGUUAGAAUCGAAUAAUAUUUUUUGAGCAUCAGUACAGACACAAGCGCUCAUAUACACGCGCGUACACUCACCCCUAUGAACGCACACACGCACACCCUACUCCUAUGAGCACCUCCGAGAGACUGAGCCGGCAUAUCAUCUUGAGAUUUACGAAGUCACCGUAGGCGCCUCGUCGUCGACGGGAACGUCUCCUCCUACUGAA